Molecule: messenger RNA, 3759 nt
Organism: Jaculus jaculus (lesser Egyptian jerboa)
Lineage: Eukaryota; Metazoa; Chordata; Mammalia; Rodentia; Dipodidae
Gene: Manba
Product: mannosidase beta
Exons: 17
Coding region: 1-2640 (879 amino acids)
Biological process (GO): carbohydrate metabolic process; glycoprotein catabolic process
Molecular function (GO): beta-mannosidase activity
Source: RefSeq, a predicted model, not a curated record
AUGCGCGGCCCCCUCCUCCUGCUGCUGGCGCUGUGCGCAGCGCGCCGGGGGUCCGCGGCUGAGCGCUGCAGCUUGCGGGGAAGCUGGAGGCUGCGCGCCGGGAACGGCUCCCUGGAGCUGCCCGCCACCGUCCCCGGCUGCGUGCACAGUGCCCUGCUCGGACAGGGGCUCAUCCAGGACCCUUACUACCGAUUCAAUGACCGUAACUACAGAUGGGUCUCCUUAGAUAACUGGAUCUACAGCAAGAAGUUCAAAGUGCCCUUUAAUAUUAGCCAAUGGCAGAAAGUAAAUUUGAUUUUUGAAGGAGUUGAUACCGUUGCAAAAAUCCUGUUCAAUGAAGUUGCCCUUGGGACAACAGAUAACAUGUUCCGUUCAUAUAGCUUUGAUAUUACCAACAUAGUCAAAGACGUGAACUCCAUUGAGGUGCGCUUCCAGUCUGCGGUGCAGUACGCAGCAUGGCAGAGCAAGAGUCACGCUGGCUACCAGGUGCCCCCAGAGUGCCCCCCGCCCCAGCAGAAGGGGGAGUGCCACGUCAACUUUAUCAGAAAGGCGCAGUGUUCCUUUAGUUGGGACUUCGGUCCUUCCUUUCCUACCCAGGGGAUCUGGAAAGAUGUUAGAAUUGAAGCCUAUAAUAUUUGCCAGCUGAAUUACCUCACAUUUGCACCAUUAUAUGAUAACAUGGCCCAGGAGUGGCGUCUUGAGAUUGAGGCCUCUUUUGAUGUUGUCAGCAUGAAGCCCAUUGGUGGUCAGGUGACUGUGGCUAUCCCGAAACUGCAGGUACAGCAGGUGCGCAACAUUGAGCUCCAGCCUCGGAAGAAGAUUGUUAAACUACUUGUGAAAGUUAACAAGAGCAUUGCUGUGGAAAUGUGGUGGCCUCAUGGACACGGAAACCAGACGGGGUACAACAUGACAGUUCUUUUUGUACUGGAUGGAGGCUUAAAUUUUGAAAAAUCAACUAAGGUUUAUUUUAGGACAGUAGAACUUAUAGAAGAGCCUAUUGAAGGGUCUCCCGGUCUGAGUUUCUACUUCAAGAUUAAUGGAUUACCUAUAUUUCUGAAAGGUUCAAACUGGAUCCCAGCAGAUUCGUUCCAGGAUAAAGUGACCUCUGACUUAUUGCAGCUCCUUUUGCAAUCUGUUGUGGAUGCUAACAUGAAUGUCCUCCGGGUGUGGGGAGGAGGCGUGUAUGAGCAGGAUGAGUUCUAUGACCUUUGCGACAAACUAGGAAUAAUGGUGUGGCAGGAUUUUAUGUUUGCCUGUGCCCUCUAUCCAACUGAUCCAAGCUUUGUGGUGUCAGUGAGAGCAGAAGUUGCUUACCAGGUCAGGAGACUGAAAUCUCAUCCCUCUGUUAUCAUAUGGAGUGGCAAUAAUGAAAAUGAAGCAGCUCUGAUGAAUAAUUGGUAUGCUAUAAAUCCCAGUGACAUGCCAACCUACAUCAAUGACUAUGUGACGCUCUAUGUGAAAAACAUCAGAGAAGUUGUCUUCACCGAAGAUAAGAGUCGUCCUUUUAUUGUAUCCAGUCCUACAAAUGGGGCCGAGACCAUUGCAGAAGGCUGGGUCUCUGAAAACCCCUACAGUACCCAUUAUGGUGAUGUACAUUUUUAUGACUAUGAGAACGAUUGCUGGGAUUGGACAGUUUUCCCCAAAGCUCGAUUUGUAUCUGAAUAUGGAUAUCAGUCCUGGCCUUCAUUUAGCACCCUAGAGAAGGUCUCAACUAAAGAAGACUGGUCUAACACCAGCCAGUUUUCCUUACAUCGACAACAUCAUGAAAAUGGUAAUAUUCAAAUGCUUCAACAGGCUGAACUUCACUUCAAACUUCCCCAGAGCACAGAUCCAUUGCGUGCAUUUAAAGAUACUAUCUACCUUACUCAGGUGAUGCAGGCCCAGUGUGUCAAAACAGAAACAGAAUUCUACAGGCGCAGCCGCAGUGAGAUAGUGGAUACAGAAGGCCACACCAUGGGGGCACUUUAUUGGCAGUUGAAUGACAUCUGGCAGGCUCCUUCCUGGGCCUCUUUAGAGUACGGAGGGAAGUGGAAAAUGCUGCACUACUUUGCCCGGCAUUUCUUCGCUCCGCUCUUGCCGGUAGGCUUUGAGGAUCACGAUGUACUUUAUAUCUACGGGGUAUCUGAUCUUCACACGGACUGUAACGCCACACUCACUGUAAGACUCCAUGCAUGGAGCUCCCUGGAGCCUUUGUGCUCUCAUGUGACUGAACAUUUUGUGAUUGAAGCAGGGAAGGCUGUGACCCUCUACAAGGAGCCAGUGUCUAAGCUGCUGAGGAGAUGCGGCAACUGUACCCGGGAAAGCUGUGUGAUUUCCUUUUACCUUUCCGCUGGCCAUGAACUCUUGAGCCCAACCAACCAUUACUUCCUGUCCUCUCUGAAGGAUGCUGUGGGGCUCCUCAAUGCUCAUCUCACUGCCAACAUCUCUCAGCAGGGUGACACAUUUGUUUUUGAUCUGGAGACCUCAGCUGUGGCUCCCUUUGUUUGGUUGGAUGUGGGAAGCAUCCCCGGGAGAUUUAGUGACAAUGGUUUCCUCAUGACUGAGAAGACGCGAACUGUUCUAUUUUACCCUUGGAAGCCUACCAGCAAGAGUGAACUAGAGCGGCUUUUCCACGUGACCUCCCUGACAGAUAUUUACUAAAGGGCCUGGGUUGUGUUUUCAGUGGCACUGGAGAUAGAACCUUCUAGAGCACAGGCUGGAGAGGAAAGCAGCCAGAGUGAAGUUUAAGAAGCUGGGGCACAACUUAAGGGUGCUGUGAUGCUGUCACCCAUCAAGUUUGCACCGUAAAUAGUUUCAGGGAUGGUUGUCCCCAGUGAUGUCCCCAGACAGCGCUGCUCCCAGAUGGCCAGGAACUGUGUGUUCAGCCCUUCACCACACCAGUUAAAGCGCAGCAGGAGCAGUUAUAACUUGAUGGCCUUUCUGGGAGCCUCAGGAUGGCGUAUGGAGCCAAAUGUGAGCUGUUGAGGUAACAGAGGUCUUUCAUACUACUGUGAAAUGCUGAGGAAUGGAAAUGAAGUGCAUACUUACUGUUGCAGAGAAAAUGUGGUCUCAGAAGUUGUAAUUUCUUCCCAGCAGCCAUAUUGACUGCUGUUGCUAGAUUGUGGAAUUCUUGCCUUUGAUUAUCAUUUUGAGUUUCUUUUUGCAUUAUGAUUUUGUUGUAAAGUAUAGAUCUCUUUUUGGUGUUUUGAGUUAGGGUCUCACUGUAGCCCAGGUUGACCUGGAAUUCACUAUGUACUCUCAGGCGGGCCUCAAAUUCAUGACGAUCCUCCUACCUCUGCCUCCUGUAUACUGGAACCAAAGGUGUGUGCCACCAUGCCUGACUUAAAGAUUAGUUUUAACAGUAAGUACUUAUUGUUAAAAGGACUGUUGACUGCUCUUUCUUUCCUUCUUUCUUUCUUUGUUUCUCUCUCUCUGUUUCUUUCUUUUUUAAAGUAACAUAGGCAGGGCAUACUAGUACAUUCUUGUAAUCCCAGCACUCUGGGGGCAGAAGCAGAAUGAUCACAAGCUUGAACUAAGUAGGCUGACCCUGUAACUUUGGAAGUUUUCGUCUGUUCUCACACUGGGCUUUGUGUGGGCUUUAGAAUUUGACUGUACGCCAAAGAGAGAUUCCUGUUAGCUUAAGUUUAAAUCAUUUUAUUUACAUUGAUUAAUUAUAAGAUGACAUAAAUUAUUUUAUUAUGCAUCACAUUUAUAAAAUUACGCUGACAACAAAGAUAAAUGGUACAAAAUGUUAAUAAGUAGCUAAUUGGGGUAUUAGAG